Messenger RNA from Candida albicans SC5314, 5694 nucleotides. RefSeq names its product 1,3-beta-glucan synthase (gene GSC1). Gene Ontology annotation, biological process: fungal-type cell wall polysaccharide biosynthetic process; (1->3)-beta-D-glucan biosynthetic process. Gene Ontology annotation, cellular component: 1,3-beta-D-glucan synthase complex; plasma membrane. NCBI's taxonomy places the organism in Eukaryota, Fungi, Ascomycota, Pichiomycetes, Serinales, Debaryomycetaceae. The coding region runs from base 1 to 5694 and encodes 1897 amino acids. The record is from RefSeq and is a predicted model, not a curated record. The transcript has a single exon. Gene Ontology annotation, molecular function: 1,3-beta-D-glucan synthase activity.
AUGUCGUAUAACGAUAAUAAUAAUCAUUAUUACGACCCUAAUCAACAGGGCGGUAUGCCACCUCAUCAAGGAGGAGAAGGGUAUUACCAACAACAGUAUGAUGAUAUGGGUCAACAACCACACCAACAAGAUUAUUACGAUCCAAAUGCUCAAUAUCAACAACAACCAUAUGACAUGGAUGGAUAUCAAGACCAAGCCAACUAUGGUGGUCAACCAAUGAAUGCCCAGGGUUAUAAUGCUGACCCAGAAGCCUUUUCUGACUUUAGUUAUGGUGGUCAAACUCCUGGAACUCCUGGUUAUGAUCAAUACGGUACUCAAUACACCCCAUCUCAAAUGAGUUAUGGUGGUGAUCCAAGAUCUUCUGGUGCUUCAACACCAAUUUAUGGUGGUCAAGGUCAAGGUUACGAUCCAACUCAAUUCAAUAUGUCAUCGAACUUGCCAUAUCCAGCUUGGUCUGCUGAUCCUCAAGCUCCAAUUAAGAUUGAACACAUCGAAGAUAUUUUCAUUGAUUUGACUAAUAAAUUUGGUUUCCAAAGAGAUUCUAUGAGAAACAUGUUUGAUUACUUUAUGACAUUGUUGGACUCGAGAUCUUCCCGUAUGUCACCAGCUCAGGCCUUGUUGAGUUUACAUGCUGAUUAUAUUGGUGGUGACAAUGCCAAUUAUAGAAAAUGGUAUUUUUCUUCACAACAAGAUUUGGAUGAUUCCUUAGGUUUUGCUAAUAUGACUUUAGGUAAAAUUGGUAGAAAAGCCAGAAAAGCUUCCAAGAAAUCCAAAAAAGCUAGAAAAGCUGCUGAAGAACAUGGUCAAGAUGUCGAUGCUCUUGCUAAUGAAUUAGAAGGUGAUUAUUCAUUGGAAGCCGCUGAAAUCAGAUGGAAAGCCAAGAUGAACUCUUUGACUCCAGAAGAAAGAGUAAGAGACCUUGCUCUUUAUUUGUUGAUAUGGGGUGAAGCCAAUCAAGUUCGUUUUACUCCUGAAUGUUUGUGUUACAUUUACAAAUCUGCCACUGAUUAUUUAAAUUCUCCAUUGUGUCAACAAAGACAAGAACCAGUGCCUGAAGGUGAUUACUUGAACCGUGUGAUCACUCCACUUUACAGAUUCAUCAGAUCUCAAGUUUAUGAAAUUUAUGAUGGAAGAUUUGUCAAGCGUGAAAAAGACCACAACAAGGUCAUUGGUUAUGAUGAUGUCAAUCAAUUGUUUUGGUACCCAGAAGGUAUUUCCAGAAUUAUUUUUGAAGAUGGAACCAGAUUGGUUGAUAUCCCUCAAGAAGAACGUUUCUUGAAAUUAGGUGAAGUUGAAUGGAAGAAUGUUUUCUUCAAAACUUAUAAGGAAAUCAGAACCUGGUUGCAUUUCGUUACCAAUUUUAAUAGAAUCUGGAUUAUCCAUGGUACCAUCUACUGGAUGUACACUGCUUACAACUCCCCAACCUUGUAUACUAAACAUUAUGUCCAAACCAUAAAUCAACAACCACUUGCUUCGUCAAGAUGGGCUGCUUGUGCCAUUGGUGGUGUUCUUGCUUCAUUUAUUCAAAUUCUUGCCACACUUUUCGAAUGGAUUUUCGUGCCUAGAGAAUGGGCCGGUGCUCAACAUUUGAGUCGUCGUAUGCUAUUUUUGGUGUUAAUUUUCUUACUCAAUUUGGUUCCACCAGUUUAUACAUUCCAAAUUACCAAAUUGGUGAUUUAUUCGAAAUCGGCAUAUGCUGUGUCGAUUGUUGGAUUUUUCAUUGCUGUGGCCACUUUAGUAUUCUUUGCCGUCAUGCCAUUGGGUGGUUUAUUCACUUCAUACAUGAACAAGAGAUCAAGAAGAUAUAUUGCAUCACAAACAUUUACUGCCAACUACAUUAAAUUGAAAGGUUUAGAUAUGUGGAUGUCUUAUUUGUUAUGGUUUUUGGUUUUCCUUGCCAAAUUGGUUGAAUCUUAUUUCUUCUUGACAUUGUCUUUAAGAGAUCCUAUUAGAAACUUGUCGACCAUGACAAUGAGAUGUGUUGGUGAAGUUUGGUACAAAGAUAUUGUUUGUAGAAACCAAGCCAAGAUUGUCUUGGGGUUGAUGUAUCUUGUUGAUUUGUUAUUGUUCUUUUUGGAUACUUAUAUGUGGUACAUUAUUUGUAACUGUAUCUUCUCCAUUGGUCGUUCAUUCUAUUUGGGUAUUUCCAUUUUGACUCCUUGGAGAAACAUUUUCACCAGAUUGCCAAAGAGAAUUUAUUCCAAGAUUUUAGCUACCACGGAAAUGGAAAUCAAAUAUAAACCUAAAGUUUUGAUUUCACAAAUUUGGAAUGCCAUUGUUAUUUCCAUGUACAGAGAACAUUUGUUAGCCAUUGAUCACGUUCAAAAAUUAUUGUAUCAUCAAGUCCCAUCUGAAAUUGAAGGUAAGAGAACUUUGAGAGCUCCAACUUUCUUUGUUUCUCAAGAUGACAACAAUUUUGAAACGGAAUUUUUCCCAAGAAAUUCUGAAGCUGAAAGAAGAAUUUCAUUUUUCGCUCAAUCUUUGGCUACACCAAUGCCAGAACCAUUACCAGUUGAUAAUAUGCCAACUUUUACUGUUUUCACUCCUCAUUAUUCGGAAAAGAUUUUGUUAUCUUUGAGAGAAAUCAUUAGAGAAGAUGAUCAAUUCUCAAGAGUGACAUUAUUGGAAUAUUUGAAACAAUUACAUCCAGUUGAAUGGGAUUGUUUUGUUAAGGACACCAAGAUUUUGGCUGAAGAAACUGCUGCUUAUGAAAAUGGUGAUGAUUCUGAAAAAUUAUCUGAAGAUGGAUUGAAAUCCAAGAUUGAUGAUUUACCAUUCUAUUGUAUUGGUUUCAAGUCUGCCGCCCCUGAAUAUACUUUAAGAACAAGAAUUUGGGCUUCAUUGAGAUCCCAAACUUUGUACAGAACUGUAUCUGGGUUUAUGAAUUAUGCCAGAGCCAUUAAAUUGUUAUACAGAGUGGAAAACCCAGAAUUGGUUCAAUAUUUCGGUGGUGAUCCUGAAGGAUUAGAAUUAGCUUUAGAAAGAAUGGCCAGAAGAAAGUUUAGAUUUUUGGUUUCUAUGCAAAGAUUGUCUAAAUUCAAAGAUGAUGAAAUGGAAAAUGCUGAGUUCUUAUUGCGUGCUUACCCUGAUUUGCAAAUUGCUUACUUGGAUGAAGAACCGGCUUUGAAUGAGGACGAGGAACCAAGAGUAUACUCUGCCUUGAUUGAUGGUCAUUGUGAAAUGUUAGAAAAUGGUAGACGUCGUCCUAAAUUCAGAGUUCAAUUGUCUGGUAAUCCAAUUUUGGGUGAUGGUAAAUCUGAUAAUCAAAAUCAUGCGGUUAUUUUCCAUAGAGGUGAAUAUAUUCAAUUGAUUGAUGCUAAUCAAGAUAAUUAUUUGGAAGAAUGUUUGAAGAUUAGAUCAGUUUUGGCUGAAUUUGAAGAAAUGAAUGUUGAACAUGUUAAUCCAUAUGCACCAAAUUUGAAAUCUGAAGAUAAUAACACCAAGAAGGAUCCAGUGGCAUUUUUGGGUGCUAGAGAAUAUAUUUUCUCAGAAAAUUCUGGUGUUUUGGGUGAUGUUGCUGCUGGUAAAGAACAAACUUUUGGUACAUUGUUUGCAAGAACUUUGGCACAAAUUGGAGGUAAAUUGCAUUAUGGUCAUCCGGAUUUUUUGAAUGCUACAUUUAUGUUAACUAGAGGUGGUGUUUCUAAAGCACAAAAGGGUUUACAUUUGAAUGAAGAUAUUUAUGCUGGUAUGAAUGCCAUGAUGAGAGGUGGUAAAAUCAAGCAUUGUGAAUAUUAUCAAUGUGGUAAAGGUAGAGAUUUAGGUUUUGGAUCCAUUUUGAAUUUCACCACCAAGAUUGGUGCUGGUAUGGGAGAACAAAUGCUUUCAAGAGAAUAUUUCUAUUUGGGUACUCAACUUCCAUUGGAUAGAUUUUUGUCAUUUUACUAUGGUCAUCCAGGUUUCCAUAUUAAUAACUUGUUUAUUCAAUUGUCUUUACAAGUGUUUAUUUUGGUGUUGGCUAACUUGAAUUCAUUAGCUCAUGAAGCUAUCAUGUGUUCUUACAACAAAGAUGUCCCAGUUACUGAUGUUUUGUAUCCAUUUGGUUGUUACAAUAUUGCUCCUGCCGUUGAUUGGAUUAGACGUUAUACUUUGUCUAUUUUCAUUGUUUUCUUCAUUUCUUUCAUUCCAUUGGUUGUACAAGAAUUGAUUGAAAGAGGGGUAUGGAAAGCGUUCCAAAGAUUUGUUAGACAUUUUAUUUCCAUGUCACCAUUUUUCGAAGUUUUCGUUGCCCAAAUUUAUUCAUCAUCGGUUUUCACUGAUUUGACCGUUGGUGGUGCUAGAUAUAUUUCCACUGGUAGAGGUUUUGCCACUUCAAGAAUUCCAUUUUCAAUCUUGUAUUCACGUUUUGCUGAUUCAUCCAUUUAUAUGGGAGCAAGAUUGAUGUUGAUUUUAUUAUUUGGUACAGUUUCUCAUUGGCAAGCACCAUUAUUAUGGUUCUGGGCUUCAUUAUCGGCUUUAAUGUUCUCCCCAUUCAUUUUCAAUCCUCAUCAAUUUGCUUGGGAAGACUUUUUCCUUGAUUACAGAGAUUUCAUUAGAUGGUUAUCUAGAGGUAACACUAAAUGGCACAGAAACUCAUGGAUUGGUUAUGUUAGACUUUCUAGAUCACGUAUCACUGGUUUCAAACGUAAGUUGACUGGUGAUGUUUCUGAAAAAGCUGCUGGUGAUGCUUCAAGAGCUCAUAGAUCCAAUGUUUUGUUUGCUGAUUUCUUACCAACAUUGAUUUAUACUGCUGGUCUUUAUGUUGCUUAUACUUUUAUUAAUGCUCAAACUGGGGUUACUAGUUAUCCAUAUGAAAUCAAUGGAUCUACUGAUCCACAACCAGUUAAUUCUACUUUGAGACUUAUUAUUUGUGCUUUAGCUCCAGUUGUUAUUGAUAUGGGAUGCUUAGGUGUUUGUCUUGCCAUGGCAUGUUGUGCUGGUCCAAUGUUAGGAUUAUGUUGUAAAAAGACUGGUGCUGUUAUUGCUGGUGUUGCCCAUGGUGUUGCCGUCAUUGUUCAUAUUAUUUUCUUUAUUGUUAUGUGGGUCACUGAAGGUUUCAAUUUUGCCAGAUUAAUGUUGGGUAUUGCCACCAUGAUUUAUGUUCAAAGAUUAUUAUUCAAGUUUUUGACAUUAUGUUUCUUGACUAGAGAAUUUAAGAAUGAUAAAGCCAAUACUGCUUUCUGGACUGGUAAAUGGUAUAAUACUGGUAUGGGAUGGAUGGCUUUUACUCAACCAUCUCGUGAAUUUGUUGCUAAAAUCAUUGAAAUGUCGGAAUUUGCUGGUGAUUUCGUUUUGGCACAUAUUAUUUUAUUCUGUCAAUUACCAUUUUUGUUUAUUCCAUUAGUUGAUAGAUGGCAUUCAAUGAUGUUAUUCUGGUUGAAACCAUCAAGAUUAAUUAGACCACCAAUUUAUUCUUUGAAACAAGCCAGAUUAAGAAAGAGAAUGGUGAGAAAAUAUUGUGUUUUAUAUUUUGCCGUGUUGAUAUUAUUUAUUGUCAUUAUUGUUGCACCAGCGGUUGCUUCGGGACAAAUUCCUGUUGAUCAAUUUGCCAAUAUUGGUGGAUCUGGUUCUAUUGCUGAUGGAUUAUUCCAACCAAGAAAUGUCAGUAAUAAUGAUACUGGUAAUCAUAGACCAAAAACCUACACUUGGAGUUAUUUGAGUACUCGUUUUACUGGAACUACCACCCCUUAUUCUACAAAUCCAUUCAGAGUUUAA